This is a messenger RNA of Panicum virgatum (switchgrass), 1042 nucleotides long. RefSeq names its product dirigent protein 19-like. The record is from RefSeq and is a predicted model, not a curated record. Lineage: Eukaryota; Viridiplantae; Streptophyta; Magnoliopsida; Poales; Poaceae. Bases 232 to 843 code for a protein of 203 amino acids. The transcript has a single exon.
CUAACAGGCUUAAGGGUACAUUUUUCAUACACGUGUUCGAUCCGUCAAAUUUUCUUCAAGGCCUUAGUAUCCAAUUCGUCAAUAAUUCAACAUCAGCUGCUUGAGAAUUGCUCGCCAGUCCAUCCUGGCUGCAGGCCUGCAGUGUAUAAAAAGCUCCUGCUACCUCCUCGCGUCAAUAAGCUUAAGCCAAGUAAGGAACUGCAGCAAUCAGGUAGCAACCGAUCGGUGUCCAUGGCGGCCACGAGUGCUCCCGAGAGCCUGCUGCUCUGCUUGACAGCAGUCGCCUUUCUUCACCACCUCCAGUGUCAGUACCCGGCUGCAGCUGCAACAUCGCUCAGGAAAAAUUGGAGCAGCGACGGCGGCAACGAGAGGACCCUCAACAUCACGCUGUACCAGCAGGAGACCAUCAACAAGACCGCGUACAUCGUCGUCGACGGCGUGGCCGGCGCGGGCGUCAGCUUGAUCACUGCGCCGUUCGGCACCAUCUACGUCUUCCGCGACGACCUCACGGUGCGCGCCGACAGGGCCUCCCCGGUGGCCGGCGUUGCAGAGGGGAGCUCCAUCAUCACCAGCCUCGACGGGCUGCAGAUCGUGUCGCUGAGCAAGGUCACCAUAGACCACCGCGGCUACCGGGGCUCCGUGUCGGUCCUCGGGGGCACCCACAGCACCAAUCCGUCCGAAUCCCCCGUGGUGGGUGGCACCGGCGACUUCGCGUACGCGCUGGGCUACAUCCGGUCGUCGCCGGUGGACCUGCAGGGAAGAAAGAUGACGUACAAGGUGGAGCUUCACCUGUACUGGCCUCCGUACGCCCACUACGCUCCUGUUGCACACAAGCCUGUAUAGGUAUCACUAUCAGUCUAUAGACUAUAGUAUACGUGAUAUACGCAUCAUCUACGCCGUUCUCAAUAAGCUUCCUGGUCCUAUUGUAUUUUCUAAGUAUAUUUGUAUGAGUAUACAAUUUGAUAGUAGCACUAUACGGUGGUGUAUUUUUCUUCUAUUUUUUGGGAUCAAAUAAAGGAGCAGCGUGAGCGUGUUUUUUUCC